CUGCGGGUACGGAGUCACUAAGAAUUCAAAUAUUCAUAUUUGGUCUGGGCCCCCUAUUUCAAUGUCUUCCUCCACGUCGGCUAGCUCCACACCCUCAGACAUCCGCCCCAGCUCCGGUUCAUCGCUUAGCGGCGCAGUUGCAAGCUAUUCCUUGGGCUUUCUCCUCGUAUCAGUAGUCAUUCUGCUCAUCAUCGUUGGGUGCUGUUUUGGUCGUUGGCGGCGUCGUGCGCUCCUCGGUGACUCAGAUACGACGGAGCAGUUGUAUGGAAUGGGUGGGGGACGAAGGAAGUUGAUCCCUCCGGUCUUUUGGGAUACUUGGCUGAGCCGCCCGCCCGCUUCGACCGAGCAAGUAUUGAUGGCGGGUCAGUCCGAAUGGUCGAGAAUUCAGCCUGUAUCCGUGUCUCUCAUCCGCGCGUACCACUCUCGCGCUGCAUGUCAACCUGCAGUGGGCGUAUUCGAGUCAGCAGCACCUGCUGCAGAUCCUUUCACCGCAACAUGGCUUCUUCCCGACAAUUCCCAGUAUUCUUCGUCCCAACCUUCACCCCCGCGAAGACGAUUUGCAUUCCCUCUUUUCCAUUCUUCCAACUUUCGUCUGUGGCCACGGCGACGCUCACGCACUCACCAUCGCUCGUCGUUGUCCGAAAAGCCCACAGGAGAUGAGACUGAGAAUCACCCAGAAGCUGUGAGAAUUGCUGUGAUGAUCUCCAUGCCUUCGUCCGCCUUACGACGUUGGAACCAAGGAGAGGGUUCUUCGUGCCACUCUGCUGGUCCAGUCGAUGCACUGCGGGAGUAUCAGAUAGGAGUCGCGCAAGUUCCAUGGACACACGGUGAGCCUCCCAAUGUUUCAGACGUUCCGCUAGGAUUCUUCUUCUCGCGCCGGAAUGGCUUGCUACCUGAAAACACCAGCUUUCGGUUUUUGCAAAAACUCGAUUGGCAGGAGGAUAAGCUCAAGAGAUCCAGCAAACGGAAUCCAGACGCGAGGGUUCGAUGGCACACGGCUUCUCGAAUCUUGCAGCAGCAAAUCAACGUGUUCCCCAGACUCUUCUGGACGAUCUUGCGGCUCAAGGAGUCAGACCUUGAUGGGAGGAAGGCAGUCGUUCCUUCUAUUUCGCUGAUCCCCGUCUCGUGGAAAAAGCGGCACCGAGCACAUGCGCGACUUACUUCUUUGGCGUGGAAAUUCGUGUUAUUCCAGAGUUCCGAGGAUUGCCAGACUUAA
Suillus clintonianus is the source of this 1216-nucleotide messenger RNA. RefSeq lists its product as uncharacterized. The transcript has 6 exons. Lineage: Eukaryota; Fungi; Basidiomycota; Agaricomycetes; Boletales; Suillaceae. The record is from RefSeq and is a predicted model, not a curated record. The coding region runs from base 62 to 1216 and encodes 384 amino acids.